This is a messenger RNA of Fomitopsis serialis, 1455 nucleotides long. RefSeq lists its product as uncharacterized. The transcript has 7 exons. Lineage: Eukaryota; Fungi; Basidiomycota; Agaricomycetes; Polyporales; Fomitopsidaceae. The record is from RefSeq and is a predicted model, not a curated record. Bases 358 to 1293 code for a protein of 311 amino acids.
CGUCUUCAUGAAUUGAGGAAGGCUCAGAAAGUGACUUCACUUUGGGUCAUGCUUUUGACCUGGGCGUGAACCGUGUCUAUGGGACUUACCCGUUCGAGAGGCUUUUGUUCCGCCGAGCCCGGUGAGCAAUGCCGGAAGACGGCAAUGCAUCAUGAACCAUCCUACUUGGGCUGUGUCGCGUUUCGGGGCCAGUGUUACCUUGCUCGUCGAUGUUCUGAACACCAUCCAAAUCCGGCGCACUCGUUUACAUGAAGGAAACUUGGGCUCCUUUCCGAUGUUGCUGAUUUCCAGACUCUCGUCAUCGCUAUGGUCGCGAAUCUCCUAGACCAAGGGCCACUGGCGGGAUAAGACCGAUCGAUGAUUUGGGGGAGUAUUCAGCGACCCGCUAUCCGGCAUCUGAAGACAGUGGUCAGAGGUAAUGAACACACAGGGUCAACCUCGCUCGCCGUGGCCGGUCGCUCUCAACAAGUAUCUCCGUCUUGCGCUCCGAUUCGUGGCCGUCUCUGCUUUGUCUGUGCGGACAGUAAAGCGCUCCUGUCUCACCAUCGCAAGUCAGUCAUGCCGACUACAGUUUUGGUGAAUGAACAGACACGGUACAUCCAACAACUGACCCGUGGUUGCAGCAGCAGACAUGCAUCCCACCCCGUCUUUAGAUUUGGGACCCGAGUCGGUGGACAACACGCUGAGUACGUUGGGUGUGAGACUGCGCGCGAGAAGAUCACCGAAGCGACAGGCAUGGUUUGCCAGGGACGGAAAAUCAGACAGCCUCCUAGUACACGGUCUCGUCGUGGACUAUCCAGCCAGUAUCUAAUGCGCCGACCCAUCACGCCAACUGUCCAGCUCUUCCUGUCCCUCCGGAUCUCAUAUCUCAGAGCUCAUCGACAGCGCGCGCAUUGGUUGCCUCGCUCAGAUUUGUUGGACAACACACGCGUUUCACUCUCAAUCGACAUGCUUACGCCUCCGCAUCCACCAGCAUCCACUUCUACACCCACCGGUAAUCACGAUCGACAUCAACAUGCGUAUUCCAUCAUUAGUAGCCCUCCCGCUUGUAGCGGCUGCAUGGUCUGCUGUCGUGCGUCCUGUUCCUGCGCUUCCCGAUGCAGAUAUCCGGACACGCGGUGUCUGUCCGAGUAUGAGCUCAGCAUCCUCGCUCGGGCGAUCCCAAUCGAGGAGCACAUAUCUGAAUUCAAGGAUCAUAAGAACCGCAAAUCUGAUCGACAAUGUUCCAGACGUCUAGUGACCAAUAUGGAUAUGUCGCGGUGUCCUGCAUUGCCAGCGUCCCUGCCUUUCUAAUGCCAGUUUCCGGCGUCGUUCGUGCCCGUCUGCGCCCGCGGCUACCUCGUCUGCCCGAUCCAUUCCAAACCGCUGUGAUUCAGGAAGGCCUCUCACUUCAGCAAUUGUCAGGUGCUUCGCUUCGCUGCUUCCGCGCCCGUGUGCAUAUGCCAAUUUCUGUUG